Messenger RNA from Oryzias latipes (Japanese medaka), 2658 nucleotides. RefSeq names its product G protein-coupled receptor 157 (gene gpr157). Gene Ontology annotation, biological process: cell surface receptor signaling pathway; adenylate cyclase-activating G protein-coupled receptor signaling pathway. Gene Ontology annotation, cellular component: plasma membrane. Gene Ontology annotation, molecular function: G protein-coupled receptor activity; cAMP binding. The record is from RefSeq and is a predicted model, not a curated record. NCBI's taxonomy places the organism in Eukaryota, Metazoa, Chordata, Actinopteri, Beloniformes, Adrianichthyidae.
UAAAGCUGCCUCGUCCGACCAGCUGACUAACUUCUGCUUUUGGUUCCUGUGUUGGUGCAAUAACGGAGCGCGCGCGCGAAGGAGGCGGGGAGGAGGGAUUAGCAGAAAGUUGAGUUUGGCUCCUUGAAAACAAGCUGGACUCAGGGAGCGCUCCUGCUGUCGUUCGCUUCCAUGGAGGAAUGAUGCGUUUCUCCGCCUCCUAACUUAGGGCCGCUGAACGCGCUCUCAUGAGUCCCUGGCUCUUAAUUUAUCGAACAGUGAGUGAGUCAGCGAUGGCGAACGGGACCGAGACGGAGUUGUUUGUGUACGAGCAAGUGGUUGUGUUGUGUACUUGCGUUCUGUCGCUCGCGGGCUCUACUUUGAUCUUCCUCACCUUCGUCCUGUGGUCGGAUUUGAGGACGACUCCGAGGAGGCUGCUGGUGUACCUGUCGGUGUCGGACUGGCUCUCAGCCGCCUCCUACGCUUACGGAGUCGGGAAAGUUUUUCACUCCAACUCGCUGGACUGCGUGGCUCAAGGAGCGAUAUCCACUUUCGCCAACACCAGCAGCUUCUUCUGGACUGUGACCAUCGCUGUGUACUUGUACGUCUUCAUCGUCAAGUCCAGUCAAAGACUCGCGGACAGCCUGGUCUUGUCUUUCCACCUGGUCAGUUGGGGCAUUCCUCUGGCGAUCACCGUCACCGCCGUGAGUCUCAACAAAAUCGGGUACGACGCCUCUGAGGUGUCUGUGGGCUGGUGCUGGGUCAGGAUUGAUGCUCGAGACCGGAUCUUAUGGAUGCUGCUCACCGGAAAGAUCUGGGAGUUCCUGGCUUACCUUACUCUCCCCGUGCUCUACAUCCUAAUCAAAAGGCAUAUCCACAAAGCGCAUGCGGCCCUGUCUGAAUACCGGCCCAUCUUGGCCAACCGGCCCGAAUCUCAGUCCUUCUCAUCCAUGGCUGACGUGAAACUAACCCUCAUUCCCAUUAUCUUCAUCUUCCUGCGCAUUUGGAGCACGGUGCGCUUCAUUCUGCUGCUCGCUGACUCACCUGUCCGCCAGAACCCGGCGCUGGUCAUGCUGCAUGGAAUUGGCAACACCUCCCAGGGAGCAGCCAACUGCAUCAUGUUUGUUUUGUUCACUCAGCCCAUCCGCACGCGGCUCUGCGCCGCGUUCUGCUGCAGCUCCAAGUGUGGAGGGGAGCCGUCGCCCUCUAACCGUGACCCACAGAGACUCCUACCAGGCCAGGACCCCCCCUCCAGGACACAGGAGGACGGCACCUCCACAGCCAUCUCCAACACGUAAUGCUCUGCUGUGUGCACGUGUGAAGACGGACUGUGCACAGAUGCAGCAGCAGAGGUCUCCACUUCACACUGGAAACUGCAUUCAAGCAGGUGCCUGAAGUGCCCAUGGGAGGGCAGUAGACUGUGGUGCCUUUUCUGAUGACUUCAUGCAAUAUUUCAUUAGUUUACGUUGAGGUUUAAACUGUUUUUGUUUUACUUUUUUUCGAAGAAAAAGGUUGUUACUGUGAGCUGAUGUUUUGUUUUCUUCAUGAUUUUGUCACUGUUUCCUAAUCACGAUGAAAAAAAAAACAGAUACAAUGCACUAAACCUGCUAUAAAAGUGUGUUUUAUUCUGUUAACAGUUUUGGUUUACUGAGGGAUUUCUUUGAAAUAAAACAGUAAAAAUGAUCAAUAUGCCUCCCGGAAAAGUAGCUAAAACACAGGAAAAAUCAUUUUUGUAAUGUAGCUAAAAAAGUCAAAACUUUAAAAUUUUAAGAAUAUUUAUUGGAUAUGAAGGAGUUCUAAGUAAAAUAAGUUUUUGAUAUUCUGUAGGGGGUGUGAGUAAGGAAGGGACUCAGAAACAGAUGCUUGGUCUGUAAACUUAAGCAGAUAUAUUCAAAAAGUUUAUUUUAAUGUUCUCAAAGAGCAUCAACCUUGACCUUAAAAGGUUCUAACCAGCAGUUUCUUUCUAAAGUGUGUUUAAUGUGUUUCUGAGAAAACAACUUUGUCUCAAUGAAGAGGUAGAAAUUAACCUUUUUUAUUUGAUUUUAAAACCAAAACUGUCUCUGCUUUAUAAAUCCUUGUUUGAAAAUGUAUAUUUAUUGAGGAACUGCAUAUCCCCACUUUAUUUUGAAAGCACAUAUUUUAUCAACUUUUGAUUGGCCAAAGUGCUUCACAGAAAACGAAAAACAAUUUUAAAUUAAAAAAAAAAACCUUAAUACAAGCAAUAGAAUAAAAUCAAAAUUAAUUUGGAAAUACUUGAAAUACUUUGACUAGAGAGCUAAUCUGCUUAAUGAUUGCUUCAAGUUUUUUGGUAAGGGGGGGCAACUUGGAUAAAUCGGUGCACAGAUAACACUGAUAGCUCCAUUCAACAGCUCAGGCUUCCUAAAAAAUAAGGACUUCAAAGCCAUCCUUGUUGUUAGAUCCUUCAGGCAGUUUUAUCAGUUUGAGAGUGAAUCAUGUACAUUUAGAUAUAAUCAUCAAAACAGUGCAUUUUGAUUAGAUAUGUGAACUUUUCUAUAAUGUGUUGUCGCUGGAGCCUUUCCCAGCAAUCUCAUUAUGUCUUUGAAUACCAAAAACACUUUUUAGUCAGCUAAAUGAUGAUCCAGUUGUCCUAUUUGUGUAAUUAUAUCAUUCUUAUUUGUUUUCCUGUUGCACGGUAAUAAAGAAAAGAGAAAGAAUAAA